Nannochloropsis gaditana CCMP526 is the source of this 1332-nucleotide messenger RNA. RefSeq lists its product as uncharacterized. The transcript is spliced from 2 exons. The record is from RefSeq and is a predicted model, not a curated record. The annotation marks the transcript as partial.
AUGAAGAAAGGGGCUCAUCCCAUCCAUGGGCGAGAUGCACGAGGGGCCUCGGAAUCUCAAAGUCGAAGCGCUCAGGAUGAAGAGGACAACGCGGCCUCAUCCUCGAGCUUGCGGGCUUCCUCCUCUCGCACAGAGUUCCACGAGGACGAGUCCCUCAUUCGCUCCUCCCGCCAACGGUCCACGGUCUCCUCCUCUUCUUCCUCAAAGGAUAGUGACAGCGACGACAGGUAUGAUAGCAGCAGCUUGGAAAGUGAAGGUCGGGCCCCGCGCAAGGAGAAGGAGACGUCAGGGCGACCGCUGUCUGAAAAUAGUGCUCGCAGCCCGGGCCAGGGGAGCCCGUGUCUCUCCACAGCGCAAGAAGGUGGAGGCAAAAGAGGGAGUGGUGAGGAGGCAAAACAGGGUGUGCGAAGCCUGCAAGGGCGCGAGGGGAAGGGAAGGGAUGUGAUGCAGGAGGAGGUGUCCAGCAGGGAUGAGGGGGAGAGGACGAGCGGGAAGAGCGAGGAGAGGGCACGGACCCUAGCAGCAGCCGCGGUGCCCGCCUCUAGCCGCGCUAUUGAGGAAGCGGUGCAAUGGGAGCAUCGAAAGGUGCUGCAGGAGCGGCAGAAGGAGCUCCUCUACUACGAGCGCUUGUUGACGGAGCAGCAACAGUUGUUGAAAGCGAUGAGCGCGCCCCUCUUCUCCCCGCCUUCGCCCUCAACCUCCCCUCUGUCUGCUCCUGGACCGCCGCGUCGCCCCACCCCACCACAAGGAGAGAGACCACCAGCAGCCGAUAAACAACCGUCGCACGGGUCAAUAUCACCGUCGCAGGAGAUAAAGGCCAUGUACCCACAAGAAAGAUAUGUGCGACAAGACCAAAAGCAAUCGAAAAAGCAGAAGCAGGAGCAACAAGAACUUGAGCAAGAAGGGCAGGAGCAGGAAGAUGAGAAGCAGCCCAAAACGACAAUAUCGCCGCAGCAACGCUACAUGCUACAAGAAAGAAAGCAGCAACCAAAAAAGAAGCAACAAAAAAAAAAGCAGCAGCAACGGCAACACGAACAGGAGCAGGACGAGCAGGAGCGACUGUCACGGAAGCAGCCGAAGCAGGCAGAGCAGGCAGAGAAGAACAAGAAGGAGAGGCAAGACGCAAAAGGGACGGGACAAGAGCUGGGCAAGUACCAGGCUCUGCGGAAAGAUCUCAAGAGGGAGAUCACCGCCUGCAACCAAGAGCUCCACUUGUUGAAGCUGGUCUCUGGCGCCCGCACCGAGGAGCACGUGGCUUCUGGGCGUGAGAGGGCCGCCCUCCUCCGUCGGCGCCUGCACAAGGUCCAGGAGCAACUCGUCUCCUUGUCGACG